AUGGGUCAACUGCGUGGGAAAUGGCUGCAUUGGGCUGUGACUGCUGCAAGCUGCCAGGCCUUCCUUCUUCUUGGCUAUGACCAGGGCGUUAUGAGCGGAUUAGUCGGAGCAGAUAACCAGUUCGGAAAGCAAUUCGGUCACCCAGACGAGAACAUGCAAGGAAUUUUGACAUCCAUCUAUGAUAUUGGCUGUGCAGUCGGCUGCCUUCUGGCUUUUGUGGUGGGCCACAAGAUCGGUCGGAAGAAGAUGAUCAUGGCAGGCGGAGCUAUCAUGGUCAUCGGGACAAUAAUACUUGGGUCCUCAUACGGCAGAGCACAAUUCCUGGUUGGGAGAAUCGUGACUGGGUUCGGUAACGGCAUCAACAGCAGUACCGUUCCCACAUAUCAGAGUGAGAUGGCCCGACCCGAGCGUCGUGGUAGACUUCUCUCGGCACAGGGCACAGUGACCAUCGUCGGCCUUUGCAUCGCAUACUGGUUGGAUUAUGGGUUGAGCUUCGUCGACUCGCCAGUACAGUGGCGUUUCCCCAUUAGCUUCCAGGCCUUCUUCGCUGUGUGUCUCGUAUUACAGAUGACUGCACUACCAGACACGCCUCGCUGGCUCUGCGAACAAGAUCGCAGUGACGAGGCAGCUUCCGUCCUAGCUCGUCUUCAACUUGAGCAGCCCGCCGAUGAAUCAACUCCUGAAGUCGUUCUGCUGCGUCGGCAGAUUGAAACUGCCAUCGGAAUCGAAUCUGCUGGCGGGCCAUUCAAAUACAGAGAGCUUCUACAGGGUGGCAAGAUGCAGAAUUUGCGACGCAUGAUCCUUGCAGGUCUAGUGAACGUUCAGCAACAGUUCACGGGAUCCAAUAUGAUCAACUACUAUGCACCCAGUGUCUACCAGAACGCCAUGAAGUUGUCUCGUAACCUGUCCCUGAUUCUGGGAGGAUGCACUUCGCUUGUUUAUCUGGUAGGAUCGAUAAUUCCUCUCUGGAGCAUGGAUCGGUUGGGUCGCCGAACAUCUCUCAUGAUCUCCGCUGCUGGGCUCUGUGUGUGCUUUGUAAUGGCAGCCGCCCUCUUAUCCGUGGGUACUAAGCCAUGUGCAUACGCUGCAACCGUUUUCGUAUUUAUCUUCCAGCUGUUCUUGGGCAUUGGAUAUCUACCUGUGCCAUGGUUUUACCCAAGCGAAAUCACAACUACCCGUAUUCGUGCUCGAGGUCAGGCUUUUGCUGGCUUUGUCAACUGGAUGUGUGUCUUCAUCGUUGUCCAAAUUACGCCAACGGCAAUUCACAACAUCGAGUGGAGAACCUUCAUUAUUUUUGCUUGCUUUUGUUUUGCAUGGAUUCCCAUGAUAUAUUUCUUCUUCCCGGAGACAAAAGGACUCGAAUUGGAAGAUGUCGACCAUCUUUUCGAGAACGGUGGCAUCACCGGUGGUGUCUUCGAGUCUAGAGGUCACCCGGUCCAACCUGGCCACCACCGCACUCUCAACACUGACCGGAUUGAGAAGCCGAUCGGCGUCGAGAUUGAAAAUAUCGGUGGGGCGGAAACUCAUGUCUAG
Messenger RNA from Penicillium cataractarum, 1533 nucleotides. RefSeq names its product Major facilitator superfamily domain general substrate transporter. The record is from RefSeq and is a predicted model, not a curated record. The transcript is spliced from 8 exons. Gene Ontology annotation, biological process: carbohydrate transport; transmembrane transport. NCBI's taxonomy places the organism in Eukaryota, Fungi, Ascomycota, Eurotiomycetes, Eurotiales, Aspergillaceae. Gene Ontology annotation, cellular component: membrane. Bases 1 to 1533 code for a protein of 510 amino acids. Gene Ontology annotation, molecular function: carbohydrate:proton symporter activity.